AUCCAGAAACAAACCACUUCGAUGACUCCUAAUAGUUAUCGCCAGAUGUACUAAUACACAACAAAUCACGGUCCGGGAGAGGGGGAGAGCAAAUGAGUUCCUAUUUUGUGAAUCCCACUUUCCCGGGGAGCCUGCCCGGGGGCCAGGACUCCUUCCUCGGGCAGAUCCCCCUGUACCCGGCGGGCUAUGAUGCUCUCAGGCAUUUUCCGGCUUCGUACGGGGCAAGCAGCCUGCAGGACAAGACUUACACCUCACCUUGUUUCUACCAACAGUCCAACACCGUCAUUGCUUGCAGUCGGGCUUCCUAUGAGUACGGAGCCUCUUGUUUUUAUUCGGACAAGGACAUUAGUAGCGCCUCUCCUUCCGGCAGUGGCAAACAGAGGGGGCCCGGGGACUACCUGCACUUUUCUCCCGAUCAACAGUAUAAAACCAGCAGCGGCCAAGCCAAAAUUAUAAAUGACGAAGGCACCGACCGGAAGUACACGAGCCCUGUUUACCCCUGGAUGCAGCGGAUGAACUCCUGCGCUGGUACAGUAUAUGGAACACAUGGGAGACGAGGGAGGCAAACUUACACCAGAUACCAAACGCUAGAGUUAGAGAAGGAAUUUCAUUUUAACAGAUACUUAACCCGAAGACGACGUAUUGAGAUUGCAAACGCUCUCUGCCUUACUGAACGCCAGAUUAAAAUAUGGUUUCAAAACAGGCGGAUGAAAUGGAAAAAGGAAAACAAAUUCAUAAAUUCCACACAGCCCAGCAGCGAAGAAACAGAGGAAAAGUCAGGGGAGUAGAACCACGUUUAAUAAAUGCUACCAGGCCUUUCCUUAGAGCUUA
This is a messenger RNA of Hirundo rustica (Barn swallow), 831 nucleotides long. It is a transcript of the gene HOXA6, whose product is annotated as homeobox A6. The coding region runs from base 93 to 788 and encodes 231 amino acids. Gene Ontology annotation, cellular component: nucleus. Gene Ontology annotation, molecular function: RNA polymerase II cis-regulatory region sequence-specific DNA binding; DNA-binding transcription factor activity, RNA polymerase II-specific. The transcript has 2 exons. The record is from RefSeq and is a predicted model, not a curated record. Gene Ontology annotation, biological process: anterior/posterior pattern specification; regulation of transcription by RNA polymerase II. NCBI's taxonomy places the organism in Eukaryota, Metazoa, Chordata, Aves, Passeriformes, Hirundinidae.